CUUGUUUUUAUGCUGUAAUAGCAACACCUGUUCACAUGAUUUUCUGCACUUAAAUCAUGCACAAGCCGUCCAGAUUUUAAGUUCAUUUAGGUACAGCAUUUCUUGCUUAAAGGCUUUCCAUUUCUACCCAAUUUUGACUUGUUUUUUGUAUUGUUUCUGCUGUUGUUUUUGCCAGAAUUUCUACUAGUGUCUAGUAUAGUUUUGGACUUGGUUUUCCACAAUUUUUUUGACUUGGUUUUGCCCAGCAAAUUUGCUUGGUAAAUCUGCCUUUGUAGUGUCCUUUUAAGAGCUGUUUUAAAAACAGUAGAGGUGAUCGGGAUGUGUAGGAAGAAGUUGCUUCCUCGUUUAGGAAACUUGAUUUUGGGUUAGGAACCAAAUUAGUUAAUGAAUAUGUUGUAAUCUUUUUGUACUUUGAUGUGGUAUAGGUUGGAAAUCCCGUCAACAACUGUGAUUCUUUAAUUUCUUGCUAGUGUCUAUUUACAAGGCGAGGUAUGUAAAAGUAUAGUAAUACCUUUGGAUUUUAGGUAAAGGUUUUUAAAAGCAUAUUUAUGAUGGUUUUUUUUUUGAAAUGGUGGCGGAAACCCAUUUUACACAAACACAAGCAUGAUUGGUUUGAAAUGAAAUUAUUAUCAUUUUCAUUGAGUAUGCCUACUUGGAGUUUACUUGACUGCCCUGAUGAUCUGGAAAUUAUUUGUAAAUUAUGGUUUUCCUAUUAAAUCUUGCUUGGUUUUGUCUCCAAUAUAGUCAUGUUUUAUUGUACCCGCUAGUGAGAGGUUUAUAAACGCUAGCACAUGUCGACAUGUUACUUAUGGAACCGGUUCAUUCUUGUUAUACCUGUUAUCUUGCUAGUGGGAUUAUACACUAAUAAAUCUUGUGCCCGCUAGUGGGAGGUUUAUAAAUGUUGGCCAUGACCUAUUGAGAAGACGUCUAUUUCAUUCCCAUACUUGUACUGGUUUUUCUUGAUACUUGAUUACACUUAUUGGCAUGUUAUAACUUUAAUUAAGGGCAAUCCAUAUUUUACUUACUGAGAUAUCUCACAUAGUUUUUCCUUGUCCACCAUUUUAGAUUGUGUGACUCGAGUGAUUUGUAACCAAGGGGAGUGACGAGUUAGAAAGCUAGCCAUUGUAUUUUGGACGUAGAUUUUGAGUUGUAGAUUAUUCUUUGUAAGUUAGAUUUUAUUUUGAAAUAUUGAUCUAAGUUUAUGUGGACUGUUAGUAAUGAAUUUAGCAAGUUCCGAGCCUUGUGCAUUUGUGGGAUCCUCUUACAAGUGCACGGCAUCUAUUUUGCUUUUGGUUUUGGGGCAUGACACCAAAACUAUUAUGGCAAAUAUUGUAAAUUUAUUAGCAUUUUGAUCAUAUUUUUCAAUUGAAAAUAUUUACAACAAAUUUACAAAAAUAUCCACCUUCGUUUUAUUUCAAUUAGUUAUUUUGAUUGAAAUAUUUGCUAGGUGAAAAUUACUAUAUAUCUUAUUUUAGUCAUGGUAACUGACCGAAAAACAUGUAAUACAAAUUACUAGGAAUA
This is a messenger RNA of Rubroshorea leprosula, 1521 nucleotides long. Lineage: Eukaryota; Viridiplantae; Streptophyta; Magnoliopsida; Malvales; Dipterocarpaceae. The record is from the annotation of a GenBank genome assembly.